AUGACCACAGAGGCUCGGUCUCUCGAAAACCGGACUCGCCUCGUCGCACACUUUGAUGACUACAAGACCCGCGAUGCGCAGAGCAAUGGGUGGGCCAAGCUAUGGGAAAAGGAUGAAUCCCAUCUUUGGGAUCGUGGCCGACCUUCGCCUGCCUUGCACGCGUUUCUAGACACGCAUCCGUAUCGUGAGACGUUGUUCCGAGACCGGGGCAAGCGUGAGCUCAGGGCCUUUGUACCCGGCUGCGGCAAGGGCCACGAUGUAGCUCUCCUCGCACGCUACGGCUUUGACGUAUGGGGCCUCGAAGUCUCGCAAACAGCAGUCGAUGCCGCAAAUGAAAAUGUCAAGGCCCAACUCGAUGCUUCCUCCAGCCACGGCACUGCAAAGGUGGUGCUCGGGGACUUCUUCCGGAACGACUACGAGGCCGGUUUUGGACCCGAUUUCCGGGGCUUCGACCUCAUCUAUGACUACACGUUUCUCUGUGCCUUGCUCCCGGAGAUGCGCAAGGACUGGGCCCAGCGCAUCAAGACUCUUUUGGCGCCGACAGGCGUGCUCGUGUGUCUCGAGUUUCCCGUGUGGAAGCCACUCAAGGCACAGGGCCCACCAUGGGGUCUCAAUGGCGUGCACUGGAAUUUGCUGGCUGACGGCGCUGACGGCACGGUGGAUGAGGCAGGCAAUGUCGUUGGUGUUGGUCAAGAGACGGGCAGCUUCGAAAGAGUGGUCUAUUGGAAGCCGCCCGAGUCAUUUGAACAGAGCCGAGGGGAGGAUAUGAUUAGCGUGUGGAAGCUGAAGGAGUAGGUGUAGGUGUAGAUUGUCGUAUGCAGGCAUGCAAUCGUGAUGACUUGCACGUGAUGAUUGAUGUCAUUAGUAUC
Messenger RNA from Exserohilum turcica Et28A, 869 nucleotides. RefSeq lists its product as uncharacterized. Gene Ontology annotation, molecular function: S-adenosylmethionine-dependent methyltransferase activity. The record is from RefSeq and is a predicted model, not a curated record. Lineage: Eukaryota; Fungi; Ascomycota; Dothideomycetes; Pleosporales; Pleosporaceae. The transcript has 4 exons. Bases 1 to 795 code for a protein of 264 amino acids.